AUGGAGAAGAACGAAGAGACCGAAACACUCGAUGAUCUCUUCAAGUUCGGCUUCGAAGCCAUAAAAGACCUUGAGCAGAUGGACGCGACGGAUGCAAAAUAUGCACAAACAGUAGCUGAAGCGAUCGAAAAGCUGGAGCAAUGCACAACCUUCGUGAAUCAAUUGAACUUGUUUAGCAUAAAUGAAAAAGUUGAAGAGAUUGCCACACCGGUCCUCAAGUUCCUUUUGCUGCCGGCGUUCUUGUCGACACUAGCGACUCGAAAACGUGACGACCGACUGCUCAUCCUCGAACAAAGCGAAAUAUACCUGGAAGAUUUCCUCAAGAGAUGCACAGAGUACGGAUUGACUUCAUGGACCGGGAGGAAGUCUGAUGACGGCGAGGGAAACAGAUCCCUCGAGCAGGCAGCGAGGGAUAGAAACUCGAAAAUCAACAGGUACAAAGAGGGGCAGAGACUCGAGAGUUUGCUGCUUGAGGUCGAGAAGAAGAUCGAAGUCGGUUCAGCGCAAGACGACGAAGUCCGCGACUAUUACCUUAAUCUCAUCCAGUUUUGGUGUAACAAAGCUGUCGAUGAUCUGGAUUUGGUGGAACACGAGAAGCAAAUUCUCAAGUUUAUGCGAUCGAAGCCUCAGGAAACGGAGGAGAAGGAGCCGGUGAAACGGAAACCAUUCAAACCGUUCAUAAUCACCAAGUCGGCGGAGCAAAAGAAGGUAUUCGGGGCUGGUUAUCCGUCGCUACCUAUACUCAGCGUCGACGAGUUCUACGAGCAGAAAUACGGCAAGGAUGGAAAGGGUGGAGCAGAGGGUAGCGGACAUUGCCCCGGUGGACAUAGUCUGCAGAAAUGGGCGGAGGAUCCCGAGGCAAACGAGAGAGCGUUGGACGGAGAAGCUGCGGAAAAAGAAGACAAAGUUACGAAUGACGACCCGGACGAGCUUGCCAGAAUGAGAUCGUGGGACGAUUGGAAGGACGAACAUCGGAGAGGGGAGGGGAACAGGAAGAAUAUGGGCUGACCCCCAUCCUCGAUUAUUUAUAGUUUCACGCUCCGAAUCGU
This is a messenger RNA of Galendromus occidentalis (western predatory mite), 1049 nucleotides long. RefSeq names its product immunoglobulin binding protein Tap42 (gene Tap42). The transcript is spliced from 6 exons. Gene Ontology annotation, biological process: regulation of dephosphorylation; regulation of signal transduction. Lineage: Eukaryota; Metazoa; Arthropoda; Arachnida; Mesostigmata; Phytoseiidae. The coding region runs from base 1 to 1008 and encodes 335 amino acids. Gene Ontology annotation, cellular component: cytosol. The record is from RefSeq and is a predicted model, not a curated record. Gene Ontology annotation, molecular function: protein phosphatase 2A binding.